Messenger RNA from Linum trigynum, 1986 nucleotides. The record is from the annotation of a GenBank genome assembly. Lineage: Eukaryota; Viridiplantae; Streptophyta; Magnoliopsida; Malpighiales; Linaceae.
CCGCCUUCAUGAAAGCACAACAUAGCCAUUUGUGCACUCCCAACAGCAACUAAAAACAGAGAGAGACAGACAGACGAAAACAGAAUGACGAGAUUUACAGAUGCAUUCAUGGUCUUUUCUGUUCUGUUCGCUGCUGCUGCUAUCUCCAAGGUGGACUGCAACGCCGAAGGGGAUGCUCUGAAUGCGUUUAAAGUUGGAGUGGCGGACCCAAACAACGUGCUCCAGAGCUGGGAUCCGACCCUCGUCAAUCCCUGCACCUGGUUUCAUGUCACCUGCAACUCCCAGAAUUCCGUCACUAGAUUGGAUCUUGGAGACGCAGGGCUGACCGGAGUUCUUGUGCCACAGCUGGGGAUGUUGGCUAAUCUUCAAUACUUAGAGCUGUACGGUAAUAAUCUGAGUGGAAGCAUCCCGGCGCAGCUUGGCAAUUUGACAGCACUCGUCAGUUUGGAUCUGUACAGUAACCAAUUUACUGGCCAAAUCCCAUCUACUCUGGCCAAUCUGCACUCUUUGAGAUUCUUGAGAUUGAAUAACAACAAGCUACAGGGCAAGCUACCGGUUGGUCUGGUAAACCUUGUGUACACUGGAAAUUUGAGAAUCAUGGAUGUAUCUCGCAAUCUACUGUCAGGAACUACUCGAUCCCACAAUAAAACAGAACUUGCAAUCACUACCAUCAUUCAAGACCCAAAAGCACCUCAGAGUUAAAUCCACACACAAUGAUUUAUCGACGCCUAAAGCACAGUUUAAGUUGCUUGAUCUAUAAAAUUCUUGGCCUAGUUAAUUGUAAAGGCGAAGAGAGAGGCAGAUAUACAAGAAAUAAGAGAAUAAGAAGCUACUAAGAGCGUUUUAGCCCUCCAUAAAACCAAAGCUAAUCAAUAUCUGGACCACGAUAAAGUUGUGUUGUGUGUUUCAUAUUUUGUUACUAAAUAAGGUACUCAUCAAUAUUGCAUGCUUCAUUGUUCUCUAUCUCAGUGAACUGCAGCUGCCAAUCUUCUCCGAUCGUCUUUGCGGACCUUAUGUUCAUCGCCAUGGUCGUCAUUUUUCUCCUUAACUGUCGUCGGUGUGCUUCUUGUCACUGCCAUUAUGGGCACAGAAGGUGGUAUUGAGUCGAUUAUUGUGAGAGGGAAGGAGAGAGGUGCUUCAUUCAUCACCCUGUCAUCUGAGCCAAUCAAAUAAUCCAAGUUCAAUUUUUGCUGGAGAGUUACUCACAAAUAUUGAAUUACGAAGAAUGGAUUAUAGACAUGGCCAAUUAUUUGCUCGCCAAGAACAAAUUAGGGUUUGUUUGAUGGAUCCAUUCCUCCUCUAUCAGAUUUUGCCACUCUUAUGGUGGUUCUUAGGGGUGGGCAUUGGGUGGGUCGGGUGGAUUUUGACCAUAAAAUACACUCACCCGCGCUUAAACGGAUUGAUAAUUUUUAACCCACCACCCACCCACAUUUAGUCUCAGGUUGGAUCAGGCGGAUGGUGGAUGAUGCGGGUGGGUUUGUGGGUUCAACCACAUCACAAUGUAUAUAAUAUAAAGGAGUCAACUUGACAUGAUAAUAGGUGCAGAGAGUUAUCUGGGGGAAACAAGAAGAUGAAAUAUGGGGGAAAAUGUCGAAUUAGUUCUUAAGUUGGAUAGAAAUUCUAUCAUGAAAGAGUUUUCUACAAAUUGAGAUGAUUAUCAGGUGCAAGGAACUAAGGAAAAUAAUUCCAGAAAGGAAAGAGCGGUGAUCUAGGCACAAGAAUUAGAGGAAAAAAUGAAGGGAAGAAGAGGGGAUCGCUAUUUGGAAGGGUUGGCUUUGAGGUUCAAACUCCAGGAGCAGUCCUAGUUUAUGUCUAACGUCUCCACUCUCCCCUCUCUAGCGCCAACGACUUUGAUCUUUUUGUUGUUGGGUUAAAUGGGUCACCCGCGCAUCCACCCACAACCCACCCACCACCCGGCGGAUGGCUCUCAGCGCAACCCGUCACCCAACCACAGACCCACCCACUUAAUGAAAUUCGGGUCAAAUG